Messenger RNA from Pteronotus mesoamericanus, 4946 nucleotides. It is a transcript of the gene FAM193A, whose product is annotated as family with sequence similarity 193 member A. The coding region runs from base 200 to 4351 and encodes 1383 amino acids. Lineage: Eukaryota; Metazoa; Chordata; Mammalia; Chiroptera; Mormoopidae. The transcript has 21 exons. The record is from RefSeq and is a predicted model, not a curated record.
GGGCCUGGCGGCCCCGGGCGGCGCGGCGGCGGCGGCCAACGGGCCCCUCGGCACGGGCGCGGGCGGCGCCGCCCCCGGAGGCUACUUCGAGACUCCUUUUAACUUUGGCGUGAAUCAUAGAACUCCACCCUACCCUGCCGGGGAUUACUGUCUUCUGUGCAGAAGCGAGCGGAAAGACUCUUCAUUCCUCGAAAGCGGGAUGAAGACUGCGAGCAAAUUGGCCCUUUCCAUGGCUCCCAAGGGCAACAGCGUGCUGCACCUGCCGCUCUGGGUGUGCCCGGACUGCCGGCGGACCGUGGAGAAGGAAGAGCGGCACGGCAGCCUGGACCCGCCGGCGGGCCAGGACUUCCUGCUCCACGGCCCUCUAGGCGGGUCCCCGGCAGAGGCAGGCGGCGGGAGGCUGGCCCUGGGUGCCCAGCCGCCGCCCUCGGACACAGCGUGUGCCUGCGAGGCCUGCAGCGAGCGCAGAGAGAUCUCGGCCGAGACGGACCGGGAGCCGCAGCAGCUGCAGAACUACUGGUCCGAAGUGCGCUGCAUGGUCCGCUGCAUUUACCGCCAGGCGGGGACCCCGCUGGCAGGCGACCAAGACCAGUCCCUGGUGCCCGACAAGGAGGGGGUGAAGGAGCUCGUGGAUAGGCUCUGCGAGAGGGACCCCUACCAGCUGUACCAGCGGCUGGAGCAGCAGGCCCGCGAGCACGUGCUGGAGAUGAAGGUGCGCCUCCUGCGGCAGCUGUCGGCCGCGGCCCGCGUGCGGGCGCCCUCCGGCCUGCAGGGCCCGCCGCAGGCCCGCCAGUUCAUCUCCCUGCUGCUCGAGGAGUACGGCGCUCUCUGCCGGGCCGCGCGCACCAUCAGCUCCUUCCUCGGAACCCUGGAAAAUGAGCACUUGAAAAAGUUCCAGGUGACAUGGGAACUGCAUAAUAAACACCUGUUUGAGAAUCUGGUUUUUUCGGAGCCCCUCCUCCAGAGCAACCUGCCGGCGCUGGUGUCUCAGAUCAGGCUGGGCAGCACGACGCACGACGCCUGCAGCGAGGACGCCUACAGCGCCCUGCUGCAGCGCUACCAGCGCUCCGAGGAGGAGCUACGCAGGGUCGCCGCCCAGUGGCUGGAGUGCCAGAAGCGGAUCGACGCCUACGUCGACGAGCAGAUGACAACGAAGAGCAAGCCGCGCACGCUGACAGAAGACUGGGAGCUUUUCAGACAGCGGCGAUUCCUUGAAGAGCAGUUCACCAACAAGAAGGCGGUCACGGGCGAGAACAACUUCACAGACGCCGUAAGGCAGGUGCUGUCCUCCCGGCUGAGCGUGCCUGACUGUCCCAGCUGCCACUACCGGAGAAGGUGUGCUUGCGAUGACUGCAGCCUCUCCCACAUCCUCACGUGUGGCAUCGUGGACCCCCCUGUCCCCAGCGACACCCACGUCCACCCGCUGCCGCUCCCGGUGGGCUCGGCUCCCGACUGCGUCUCUGAGAUGCGCCCGCCCAGCGUGUCGUCCGCCAGCUCGGGGUCGGGCUCCAGCUCCCCAGUCACCGUCCAGCAGCACCCCAGGCUCAUCCUCACGGACAACGGCUCCACGCCAGCUUUCUGCAGUGACGAUGAAGAUGUGGCUCCGUUGUCAGCCAAGUUUGCUGACAUUUAUCCGCUGAGUAACUACAGCGAUACCGAGGUGGUGGCCAGCAUGAAUGGACUCCACAGCGAGUUAAACGGUGGCGGGGAAAACAUGGCCCUGAAAGACGAGUCCCCGCAGGUGAGCAGCAGCAGUGGCAGUUCUUCCGAGGCGGACGAUGAAGAGGCGGACGGCGGGAGUGGUGGGGAGCCCCCGGGGGCCCCGCAAGAAGACAUGGCCCUAGGGAACGGGAGCCCCGGGACGGAGGACAGCAAAGCGGACAGCCCUCCCCCGUCUUACCCCGCUCAGCAGGCUGAACAAGCUGCAAACACUUGUGAAUGCCACGUAUGUAAGCAGGAAGCUUCUGGACUGCCGUUGUCAGCCAUGACGGCUGGAGCCCUUCCUCCAGGCCACCAGUUCCUGAGCCCAGAGAAGCCCGCACACCCGGCUCUGCAUCUGUACCCCCACAUCCAUGGGCACGUGCCCUUGCACACCGUCCCACACCUGCCUCGCCCUCUGAUCCACCCCACCUUGUACGCAGCACCUCCCUUCGCCCACAGUAAGGCUUUACCGCCAGCACCUGUUCAGAAUCACACAAAUAAGCAUCAGGUAUUCAAUGCAUCUCUUCAAGACCAUAUUUACCCGAGCUGUUUUGGGACUACUCCAGAGUGGAAUAGUUCUAAGUUUAUAAGUCUUUGGGGAUCAGAAGUGAUGAAUGAUAAGAACUGGAGUCCUGGCACUUUCUUGCCAGAUACAAUUUCUGGGAGUGACAUGCUCGGGCCAACACUCACAGAAACGAGACCCGACGCCCUCCCGCUGCCACCGAGCAAUGGGACGCCUACAGCUUUGGAUUGUAAAGAGAAAAAAAAUGCCGCAAAAAAGAAAUGCUUGUACAACUUCCAAGAUGCUUUCAUGGAAGCAAAUAAAGUGGUGAUGGCCACCUCGUCAGCCACCUCCUCCGUCUCCUGCACGGCCACCACAGUGCAGUCCAGCAACAGCCAGUUCAAAGUGUCGUCCAGGAGGCCCCCUUCCAUAGGCGAGGUCUUCCACGGCGUCAGCAAAGAGGAGCACAGGCGUGCGGGGCCGGCCGCCCCGAGGAGCAGCCCCACAAGCCUGGCGCCGCUCCCCGCGCUCGCCCCCGCCGCCCUCUCUCCAGCCUCCCCGCCUCACCUGGCGAAUCUCGCAGCCCCCACCUUCCCCAAAACCGCGGCCGCGUCCCCUGGGUUUGUGGAUUCACGCAAGAGCUUCUGUCCUGCUUCGGUGGCACCCCCGCCCCCCGCCACAGACGGCUCCGUCAGCGCACCUCCGAGCGUCUGCAGCGACCCCGACUGCGAAGGGCACCGCUGCGAGAACGGCGUCUACGACCCGCAGCAGGACGAGGGCGACGAGAGCGCCGAUGAGGACAGCUGCUCCGAGCACAGCUCCAGCACCUCCACCUCCACCACCCAGAAGGAGGGCAAGUACUGCGACUGCUGCUACUGUGAAUUCUUCGGGCACGGCGGGCCCCCAGCUGCACCAACAAGUAGAAAUUAUGCAGAAAUGAGGGAGAAGCUUCGCCUGCGGCUGACCAAGAGGAAGGAGGAGCAGCCGAAGAAGGCGGACCAGCUGUCAGAGCGCGAGAGCGUGGUGGACCACCGCAGGGUGGAGGACCUGCUGCGCUUCAUCAACAGCUCCGAGACCAAGCCCGUGAGCAGCUCGCGCGCGGCCAAGCGGGCGAGGCACAAGCAGAGAAAGCUGGAGGAGAAAGCGCGCCUCGAGGCGGAGGCCCGGGCCCGGGAGCACGUGCACACCCGUGAGGAGCCGCGGCAGGAGCCGGGGGAGGACGCGCGGCUCACGGCGGAGCUCCAACGGCUGCAGGAGCUCCAGAAGCUCCGCGCUGUGAAGAAGAAGAAGAAGGAGAGGCCGCCUAGAGACUGCCCCAAGGUGGGCGCACUUGCUGGGGCCGUGCCCACAGAAGCAGAGCCUGCGCCCGACUCUGCACACAUGCACAACGGCUCCCUGGAGCCAACUGAAGAACCAGAAACCUCACCGCACUCCCCGUCCAGACACGCCGGCCACAUGGAGCCCGGGCCGGGGACAGACAGGGACACAGCGGACCCCGGGGACGCCAGGGACUCCAAGCUCCUCCUGCCUGAGGGGGUCAGUGGGAAGCAGCAGGAGCCGCUGUCCUUUCUCCUGGACAUAAUGCACCCCCACAAGGAGGGGACUGGCAAACAGAAGCCGAAACAGGCUGGGAAGGCCGGCAGCGAGCUGGGCAGGAGGCCUGCAGAGCCCCCCAGGCCCUCUGAGGGUCAGCCCAGACCCCGGCCCCAGACUGAGCCAAAGGCUAAAGUGCUUGACCUCGCCUCCCUGGCGGAGCAGAAGAGAGAGGAGAGGAAAGCCAACAGCAACAACAACAACAAGAAGCAGCUGAACCAUGUCAAGGAGGGGAAGGCGAGUCCCGGCCCCCCAGAGCCCGCCUGCCCUGGUGAGCACCCGCACAGCAGCAAGCUGGUGCUGGCCGACUCCCCUCAGCCCAGGGGCAAGAGCAAGAAGAGCCGGAAGAAGAAGGGAGACCGAGGCAGCAGCUCUCUCGAUGAUGUCUUUCUGCCUAAGGACAUCGACCUAGACAGUGUGGACAUGGAUGAGACAGAGCGGGAGGUGGAGCAUUUCAAAAGGUUCUGCUUGGAUUCCGCCCGACAGACCCGACAAAGACUGUCCAUCAACUGGUCCAAUUUUAGCUUGAAGAAAGCCACCUUUGCCGCCCACUGAGGGAGGACCAGCUGGAGAAGGACACAUGGGCGUUCGCCUGGCUGCGCCGGGGUGGGGGCGGUGGGCCACGGUGCCUAAAACCCCGGACCAAGGACGCGGCGCCAGCCUGCGCUGCUCGCGCGCGUGCGUGUAGUCUGUGAGCCUUCGGUCGUAGCUCUUCGCUGUCAUACGGACAGCAGCUCCCGCCGCAUCCUCCGCCGCCGCGGCCUCGGAGGCCUGAGCCAUGGCCAGAGACGAGUUUGCAUCACCCCUGUGGCUCCGUCGCCUCUGCACCUCGCCCCGUCCUGUCAUCUGUCCUUGCGGGCGACGCCGGCACUCAGCUCCCACCCCGGCGGGCGGGCGGGCGGGGCAGGUGUGCGCCCCCUUCCACAAUCUGCUGUUCGGAGUGUACGCGUCGCACCGUCUGUGUCUGACCCCUGACCUGUAGCCAGCUUGUGUGAGACCCUGCGAGUGAGGAGGCCACGCCCGCCCCGCACUCGCCAUCCAGUCUGUCAGCGUGCGACUGUAUUAACACGGGCCUGCCUGGCUACUCUUUAACAUAUUGUUAAGUAAUAUUAAAAUCAUGUCUUUCUUUUUGAAAGAUGGAAUACAUUAG